Messenger RNA from Zymoseptoria tritici IPO323, 1314 nucleotides. RefSeq lists its product as uncharacterized. Gene Ontology annotation, molecular function: 5S rRNA binding. Gene Ontology annotation, cellular component: nucleolus. The coding region runs from base 1 to 1314 and encodes 437 amino acids. Gene Ontology annotation, biological process: rRNA processing; ribosomal large subunit assembly. NCBI's taxonomy places the organism in Eukaryota, Fungi, Ascomycota, Dothideomycetes, Mycosphaerellales, Mycosphaerellaceae. The record is from RefSeq and is a predicted model, not a curated record. The transcript has a single exon.
AUGGCAGGAAAACCUGUGACCGCACCGGCGACACAUAGCCAGCCUUCUCGCAAAGGCAAAAAGGCAUGGCGAAAGAAUGUCGACCUGAGCGAAGUCCAGGGUGGAUUGGAGACUGUCCGCGACGAGAUUAUUCAAGGUGGUGUGAUCGCCGAGAGGGAGUCUGAUCAGCUCUUUACCACCGACGUCCUGGGAGAUGCAGAGAUUGAGCGGAAAUCGAAGAACAAGAAACUCCUCCGAGCCGACGACAUUAUCGCCCAAAGAAGUGCUGUUCCAGGAAUCGAGAAGCGCAAGCGCAAGGGCGAAGAACUAGAGACCUUCACGACUGGCAAGAAGCAGAAGAAUGGGACAUACAUAUCACACCGAGAGUUGCAAAGGCUGAAGAUGGUCGCUGGUGGCACAAAUGGUGGUAUGCACUUGGAUGAGCGAGUGGAGCACGAUCCGUGGGAUGCGCCUGCUGCCCCUGUCAUGGAUGAGCGAUUCAGCUUCUUGGAGCCGCCAAAGGACAAAGUUGCGCCAAAAUCGCUCAAGCAAGCACCUGUGCCUCUCACAGCCAGUGGUAAGCCACUUGCGAGCGUGCGCAAACCGGAGGCAGGAAAAUCAUACAAUCCGCUCGUAGGUGACUGGUCGGCUCUGUUCGAGCGUGAAGGGGCGGCUGCAGUGGAGGCGGAGAAGGCAAGGCUUCAGGCCGAGUUUGAGCAGGAGGAGCGUGAACGUAAUGCUCUCGAGGAGGCCGCGAGGGUUGAAGAGGCAGAAAAGGAUGCAUUUGCGACUGACUACGAGAGUGCAUGGGAGAGCGAGUGGGACGGCAUUCAAUCCGAGGGCGAGAAGGAGAUCCACACAAAGAAGGUCGCAAAGAGGAAAACUCCUCAAGAGAGGAACAAGAUCAAGGCGCGAAAAGAGCGUGAGCAAAAAGAGAAGUGGGAGAAGAAGCAGAAGCAGAGGAAUGAGCAGGAGAAGCAUAUCAAGAAGAUUGCCCGCGAGCUGUCAGCAAAGGACCGUGCGAUCCGUCCUGGCACUCUGGUUUCGACUGGCAACGACGACUCCGACUCCGACGAGAACAAUGGUCCGGAGCAGUACAAGAAACGAAGAUUCGGUCAGAUCGCCAUUCCAGAAGCACCACUGGAAGUCACUCUGCCUGAAGAUCUCGAGGAUUCGCUGCGUAGACUCAAGCCUGAAGGAAACUUGCUCACGGAUCGUUACAGGAACUUGCUGAUCAAUGGCAAGCUGGAGGUGCGAAAGCCUGUUGGACAGAGGAAGCAGAAGCAGACUUACAGAACGGAGAAAUGGACGUACAAGGACUGGGAGUUGAAGUAG